UUCCUCAAGUUCAUCAUCUGGGGAAUUCUUGGCAGCAUUCUAGCGAUCCUGGGAUUUCUAGGCAACACUCUAUCCAUGGUAGUGCUGUAUCGACGUCAGAUGAGGUCCUCCACAUCAUACUACCUUAUCUCCCUGGCCAUCUACGACAAUGGAAUCCUACUCGGAAUGGUCGCAUACUUCUGCCUCCCAUCUAUAGCUCCGUACUCGUCCCUGCUGACACACUACCAAACGGUUUCUUCGAGGACUAUAAUCUUUGGCUACCCCCUCUCUCUUGUUGCCCAUAUGGGUUCCAUCUACACGUGUGUCGGAUUCACUGUUGAAAGGUUUAUUGCCGUCUGCUGGCCUCUGCAAGCAGCAAACACCUGCACCCGGUCCAGAACCGCCCGUGUUAUACUCUUCAUUUUCCUUUGGUCGUUGAUUUACAACAUACCCCGAUUCUUCCACUACGAACUGCAGGAUUCUGAAGAAGAAGAUGCAUCCAAAUGGAAUAUAACAGAAAGUGUCUCCAGCUGUUUGUUAAGCAGAACUAAAUGUUCGGAGAUGUACGAUUACGUCAAUGCUACCAAAGGGUGUGCGCAGUCUGUGGAUUUUAAUCUUGUGGUCAACACCAGUGACACGUUACAGGCAGAUUCUGGUUCAAGUUCUUUGAGUAUAAACCCGGGAUACACACAGUCCACGAGCCAGCGACCGCAUAAACUCACCAACUACAAAGAGACCCAAUUCGGCGCCGGAGAUACCUUCAAGCACAUCUAUCUGAUCUAUUUCCAACUGGUGUUCAUGUUUCUUCUACCGUUUGUAGCUAUCCUGGCCAUGAACUUUGGCCUGGUUCAAACGGCCAGGGGGUCAAAGUUCAUGCAGCAAGCCACGUGUGUCACGGCCCGGAAAGAGCAGAAUCUGGCCAUCAUGCUCAUCGCCGUCACCGCGGUCUUCCUCAUCUGCCAGUUCCCCACCAUUAUUGACAAUAUCUUGGUGGCGGUCGUUGGGGAGAACAAACUGCAGCAGAACAAUACCUAUGUGUGCUUCUGGAUUAUCUGCACCCUAAUGGUAGAAAUCAACGCAGCCUCCAACUUCCUCCUCUACUGCUUCUUCGGCAAGAAGUUCCGCAUGAUGCUGCUGGCAACGCUGGGUUUCAAGAAGAAAUACCACCAGGUCACCUACAGGAGUACGGUCUCCAGGUUCCGGCUCAAUGGCAACCGGAUGUGCGACAUGGAGGUUUCAGCCUUGUAA
Molecule: messenger RNA, 1227 nt
Organism: Candidula unifasciata
Lineage: Eukaryota; Metazoa; Mollusca; Gastropoda; Stylommatophora; Geomitridae
Source: the annotation of a GenBank genome assembly